Molecule: messenger RNA, 6126 nt
Organism: Erpetoichthys calabaricus (reedfish)
Lineage: Eukaryota; Metazoa; Chordata; Cladistia; Polypteriformes; Polypteridae
Gene: hpcal4
Product: hippocalcin like 4
Exons: 4
Coding region: 167-742 (191 amino acids)
Molecular function (GO): calcium ion binding
Source: RefSeq, a predicted model, not a curated record
AAGAGCCUUACAGAGUUCCCAUUCAGUACAGCUGGCCGGUAAAUCUUCCUGACUGGCCAGCAGUCUACGGGGUAGAGGAAAUAAAUCCAGAUCGUUUCGACACUGCUGAGAUUUGAACUCUGAAACAUCUCAAAAGAGAAACUGAAAAAUUCUUUGUGAUUUUGCAAUGGGAAAACACAACAGCAAACUAGCUCCUGAGGUUUUGGACGACCUAACUAGGAGCACAGAAUUCAACGAGAGUGAGCUCAAACAGUGGUACAAAGGUUUCCUCAAAGACUGUCCCACUGGUAUACUCAACCUCGAAGAGUUUCAGCAACUGUAUGUUAAGUUUUUCCCAUAUGGUGAUGCAUCUAAGUUUGCUCAGCAUGCUUUUCGAACUUUCGACAAAAAUGGGGAUGGAACAAUUGAUUUCCGGGAGUUUAUCUGUGCCCUCUCUAUCACAUCCCGGGGGAGUUUUGAGCAGAAGCUAAACUGGGCAUUCAACAUGUAUGACCUAGAUGGAGAUGGCAAGAUCACUCGCACAGAGAUGUUGGAAAUCAUUGAGGCAAUUUAUAAGAUGGUGGGAACUGUGAUCAUGAUGCGUAUGAAUGAAGAUGGCCUGACCCCCCAGCAGCGUGUGGACAAGAUCUUCAGUAAGAUGGACAAAGAUCACAAUGAUGAGAUUACACUGGAGGAGUUCAAGGAGGCAGCUAAGGGUGAUCCUUCGAUUGUGUUACUUCUUCAGUGUGACAUGCAAAAAUAGAGGCAAGGUGCAGUAAUGGGAGGGGAAGGCCAGGAUAGGGCACAGUUUGUCAACCUGUCAGAACCUGUAAAACACAAGAGCAGGGGCUCUGAGAAUGUCCAAUAUUCUGUUUUUAAUGUAUGCAUUUUGUAAAUCCUGAGCCUGUGUAUUUUUAUCUAUGGUGAAGUAUGAUGUAGCAGCACUAGAGUAUCUGAUAUGAUUCUUGUUAUAAUUCAGAUUUUGAAUAUUUUCACUUCUUCAAGUGACAUUGCUACCUUUUGGUUUUGACAAGUUUACAAUCUUGAUGCAGUUAUGCCACCUUUGUCCACUGUGUGUCACUAAUGGUGUUUUGUGAGCUUAAGCUUUACAUCCAGGCCUUCCCAAAUUGCCAGCCCUCCACUUACUCUUCAGUGCUAUGUUCACACUUGGAACUCACUCUGUUUUUUAUCUAAGGCCAGAAGACUGUGACCACAGUCAUUUAAUAAGAUAGGGGCACUUUGGUGAAACAAACUCCAAAUGACAGUAUUUUACAUGAACUGUUAGCAAUAAACAUGAAGUCAAGUGCACCACUUGCCUGAUGAGAACUCACAAAAGAAAACUGCAAUGGACAUCCUUUUGCAUUCUUUUUGCAUAGUAUUUGAAAUGGAAAAUGAGGAAGGGAUGUAUUCUCCAUUUGUGUGUGUGUGUGUGUGUGUGUGUGUAUAUCUGUUUCUGUGUUUUAUGUGUGUCUGGGGGGUGGAGUGGUAUUUUUGUAUUGGGGUAAAGGUUUAUUACAGUUACGUGAGAAAUAAUUAGAGGUUUGUUGAAAUUGUUUUCCAUAAGGCCAAAUAAUUCAUUAUUAUUUGAACAAAACAAGGCUGGGGCUGCAAAAUGUUUAGUGGUCUAAAGCAAGAACUUAUUCUAAACACAAGCAUACUUUUUUGGUGGAGAAAGACUGUGCAAUCAUAUCUUUUUUUAGCAUUUAAUCUUAAUUAUCUCUUUAGUUGUGGAUGUGUCACCAGCAGUAGUACAGAAAACAUAAACGUUAGCACUGUUCAAAAAAAAAAAAAAUUCAAAAUCAGUCCUACAUUUUCUAAACUAGGUGCCUCUCUUUUGCUAUAAUUGGUUUUUACAUAACUAUAUGCCUUACAGCAUAAUUAUCCCUUAAACAACCUUGUAGAAGAUUAAAGGAGCGAUUUACGCCUCAUCACAUCUUAACUUCCUUAUAAGAGGUGAACACACAAUCUUGAUUACGUGCUGCUUCAAUUUUUAUGACAUUUUUAUUUUUGAGAGCAUUAUCUUGGGUCAGUUAUAAAAAACACAUAUAUUAUUCACGUUUACUCCAGCCUUUAUUCAAACUUCAGUGAGAUAUUAACAUGAACAAAGAACAUUUCAGAAGCAUCUCAGAAAGUUUCCCACUUUCCAACUAGCUACUCAUUUCUACAGGUGAUGAUGUAUAACAGUGAAUUAACUCUUUAGAAAUAAACUACCCAGCUCUUCCAGUAACAUUAGCCCCUGAAUCCUCUGUUCCCAUAAAACUGGACACAGCUUUAUCUCUUGUCUGCUGGGCUAAUUUAUUUUUUACUUCUCUAUAUGCAUCUGAAUGUAUCUUGUCUUUUACAUAUUUUAAUUUUGUUUUGAAUGUGUUUGUGGGGAUGCUUUUCUGUAAAAUAAAAUACUUGAGGAAGAAUAGACUAGAUUAAUUUGGUGACCACUUUAGCGUUCCUUCUGCAAACAGACACAAUGUCGGCAUUGCUGUCGUGUAUAAACUAAUGCAGAAAGUGAGUUUAAAGGCGGAGUUUCCAGCAUCUUUAAGAAAUCACGCUUUUGUAGAAUCUGUCUACUCCCAAAGAGCAUAUAAACUGGCUUCAUAAUUUUCCAAGAAGCAGCCCCAUUUUGCCUUCUUUUUGUAUACAUACGGUUUUUGAAGAAAGAUUAUCUUUUGAGUUUUGUCUAUAUUGACACCCCAGACUACUCAUGUAGGUGUUCAGUUUGUACAUGUUAACCAAUUCAGUUCCCACUCUGAGCUCAAAUGACUCAUAUUUCAUCAUUCAGUGUAAUUUAUUAAACUUUCUGUUGUCCAUAUAACCUCUACACUUAUAUAAGGUUUAUGUGCUGAAUGUACACAGUAACACAGGCAUUUGAAGUUAUUGUCAAAGAAAUGAACCCAUCUGCUCUGAUUCUGCUCAUGGUCUGAUUUUGCCACCUGUACACAGUAGUGGUAACAGCUACAAUUCUUCUGACCAGCUCAGCUCAGAUAUUUUACGUCUGCUGAAUGGUCACUUUCUUCCUGGAGGUAAACCCAGCUAACACUGAGUCAUUUCCCAACUUUUCAUCAGAGUAGCCCUGAUUGUUGGGUAUUUAACCCAGAUGUUAGGCUGUUAGACCCGGGUUCACUUCCCGGGUCCUCCCUGCGUGGAGUUUGCAUGUUCUCCCCGUGUCUGCAUGGGUUUCCUCCGGGUGCUCCGGUUUCCUCUCACAGUCCAAAGUCAUGCAGGUUAGGUGCAUUGGCGAUCCAAAAUUGUCCCUAGUGUGUGCUUGGUGUGUGUGUGUGUGCCCUGUGGUGUGCUGACGCCCUGCCCGGGGUUUGUUUCCUGCCUUGCGCCCUAUGUUGGCUGGGAUUGGCUCCAGCAGACCCCCGUGACCCUGUAGUUAGGAUAUAGCGGGUUGGAUAAUGGAUGGAUGGAUGGAUGUUAGGCCGUUUCUGUUCCAGUGUGUCUUAUUGUUUUUGUAAAAUAGCUUGAUGGUUAUUUUUACUUUAAAUAUCUCAUUUCACCUCAUCCUUAGGUCUCAUGUUUGCAUUGAAGUUGAAUUCACAGUCAUAUUUCUGAAACCAUUCAAAGCAUUCUUCUAACCUUGAUGAAAACGUCCACUUGCAGAUAGAUGGUCAGACUGUUGCCAUAAAGAGAUGUUUCUAAUGACCUAGUGUGAGCCAUAGAAACAUCACACUUUAUUACAACUCUUAGACUACUGUAGACACUCUUCAGAUGGAUUCAAGUAAUCAUGAGCUUUUGGAUUCAUUCCAUUGCACCUAAGUAUGAAUAACAAUAAACCACAAUUUAUCAGACCUGGCGGAGUGUUUCCACUAUACCACACUGCGACUACCGUCUUAAUUUUCACUAGCAAAGUGGCACUCAAAGGAAUCAAUAACUAUCAUAACCCAAAAACCCUGAUAUGCUGCCUUUAGCACUGUUGUGCUUACCUUUUAGUCAACUUACUCUAGUCCAUUUAUUACUCUGUACCAUCAAGCCAUGCCAACUAAAUUUGACUUCAUUUUAUCAGCAGGACAACCUUUGGUUAGAUGUUUUUUAGGCCUAUGGCCAUUCUUGAUGUACCAUGGACGCUGUCAGGCUUGCAGUUUCCAAUAUACCCACACCAAUGUGACAAAAAUACAUUUCAAUCCUUAGACUUGCACAUUCUACCUCUAAACUGCACUUACUUGAUCAUUUGGCACCUAUCUGUGUGCUUUGUCAGCAUGUACAAUCCUGUCACUGAUUGAGUAGAUUAUGAAGUCAGACAAGCAGGUGCAGCAAAAGGUGUGCACUUAGCGUAAAUGUUCUGUGCUUUGUAUGUUUUCGGUUUUGUUCUUGUCUUUACAAAUGAACAAUAUUACUAUAUGUUCAGAGGUUUACUCUUUUAGAGGUUUUCUCAGCUUCAUACUUUUGCUUAAGAUGAUCGCUCUCUCUUACCCAUUCAGCUUUGCUUCUAUAGCAUGUAUUCAUUGGGAUACAUUCAUCAUUCAAUUCAUCUUUAUUUUAUAAAGCAUGUUUCACAGAGCACAUCAUCAAAAAAUGUUUUGUGUUGAAAUCAGUGAAAUAAAACAAUCAGUUUUGCUCCCACUCAGGUGAAGUAAAAACAUUUCUAAAUUUUAAAGCUCCCAGUCUUCUCUGCUUGCAGUGCAGCUACACAGUUCAUUCUAGUGAUCCACAGUAGGCCCGAUUGAAUCUUCUGCUAGAAUACUUUCCUACAACCCUUGCACCGUACACGACCCUGAUUUCCUAAAGUAUUCUAAAAUUUAAGUAAGCUGCUAAUUUAAGUUAUCCACAGUAUGGCAUCUGCACCUGUCACAUUAGUUUUUUUAUGCCUAUAAUUUGAUGAAGCAUAGAGUGAAAUAAGCCACACAAACAUCAGAUACAGAACAUGCAGCAAAAAUAUGAUUAGCAGAAUUAAACUCAAUUUAUGGACAACAAAAGAAAAGACAGAUCUCAUUCCAUACAAGAAUAAAACACUCUACAGGGCAAGGGUUUAAGGUGGUGCAUGGCAGUGAUUAUUUCAGGAUGAUUUAAAAGAAAAUUGUCAAAUAUAGCAGGCUUUAACACUAAAAAGACAAACAGAUGGUGACCAAAAGGAAAAGGCAAAAUAAACUUAUAAUCAUUACAUGGGCAGAAAGUCAAAGCCAAAAGCUGAAAACUAAUCUAAUUUUAUUUUGCUAGAAAAAUGUUAAUCCUUUGUCAAAAUGAAGCAGUCCAGGCAAUCACUGAGCAUGCAGCUGGGCCUUAAAUAAGAUGGUCACCAUGGCCAUGUGAUCAUAUACAUUCUUAGAACAUACCCCCAUGAGAUGUCAUAGCAGCCAGUUCUAAAAUUGUGGCAUCUGAAGAUGUCACCAACAUCACUGAAUACUGUAGAAGAUAACCCAAAAUUAAAUUAAAUAGCUCUAAAAUUUAUUUGUACAACUUGCCACUAAUUUUCUUGCCUUUUAAAUACUUAAUGUUUUCUCACACUAGCAUAUUGUGUACUGUGGCCUGCUACUGUCUUUUGGAAAGUCUUGAGACUAGGCCCAGUAAACACAAUACCUUCAGUUCAACAAAGCACCUUAUUUUUCUGGAAUUUUUUGGAGGAAAAAGUCUCAAUAUGUUCCUGUGCUUAAGAUCUUAUGCAUAAUCCAUGAUGUGCAUCAGUGAAGCUGAGGGUAAAUGUAGGAUCAGCUGAAAUGUCCUAAUAGAAUGUGUGGUGGAUGGGAUAGCCACAGAGCUGAAUUACAAAAGUGCAUGUAAAUGAAAUCAACGUUAUGUUACUGAAGUAGCUUGCUUUAAACUGUUGAUUUACACUAGCUAGACUAGACAAAAAACAUAUUUAGAAGUAGAUUGAGGAUGUUCCAUUUUACUGCCUCUGUGUAUGUUGAUGUUUUAUGAUGUGAUUUUUGUUUUAACUCUGCACUUUACUAUUUAUUGUUUGUUUUUAUAUGAAGGAAUGCCAAUGUAGGGUUCUGCUGGAAAAUCAGAGAACAAGAUGGUUAUUUCACUAUGUCUGUGGAAUAUUCUACCUGUUUUAUAGCUGUUCUGUGGAUGUACACCACCUUAUUGUCACCAUAUUUACUCUAAUAAUUUCAUACUGUUUAGUGUAUAACAUGUAACUAUUAGAUUUAAAAACUGUGUAUUUUUAAUACAUAGAGGAUUAAACAAUAGAAAUAAAUCAAAUACAGUUUG